Molecule: messenger RNA, 5524 nt
Organism: Melanotaenia boesemani (Boeseman's rainbowfish)
Lineage: Eukaryota; Metazoa; Chordata; Actinopteri; Atheriniformes; Melanotaeniidae
Gene: piga
Product: phosphatidylinositol glycan anchor biosynthesis, class A
Exons: 11
Coding region: 3595-5058 (487 amino acids)
Biological process (GO): GPI anchor biosynthetic process
Cellular component (GO): glycosylphosphatidylinositol-N-acetylglucosaminyltransferase (GPI-GnT) complex
Molecular function (GO): phosphatidylinositol N-acetylglucosaminyltransferase activity
Source: RefSeq, a predicted model, not a curated record
UGCAAUUGUGUUAAAUUAUUUUUAUAUCUUUAAUAAGGCAUGUCAUAAAUAGAUUGCAGUCUACUGUUCAGAUAAAAUGGAAUGGCAGUAGAUUAUAUUCAGGGUUACUCAUUAAUAUCCAAUCACAGACCAAAUUUCGUCACGGAAUUUAUUUGUCGGAGGUUGUCACAAUUUGGUUUCACUUCCCACUCAAGGCUAACACACUUGAGUGAAAGUUUCUGAAAGUUUUCACUCUCUGAGUUUCUCGCGUCUGGUAGGUUAGUAUACCCCCAGCAGCGACAGAGUAGCUGAACAGCAAAUUUAAAGCAAAUCAACAAACUGAUUCAGAAAUAGUCGAGGAGCGGUGCAGAGGAAAUAUGAAGACGUUUCUGGGAUUGUUAAUGGUGUUAUUGGUUUCAGGUGACGACGAGGUUACUGUGAAAGGCGUUGUAGGAGAAAGUGUCCAUCUGCCAUGCCCCUGCAUAGGAGUAAAUUUGAAUAAGGAAGUUAAGUGGCAGAAGGACUCUCCUGGCUUGGUGGUCGUGUCAAACAUAAAUGUGCAAUCUUUUGGGGGCAACUAUGCAGGCAGGGUCAAUAUGACCUUGACAAAUGGGAGCAAUAAUUGCUCUGUUAAUCUGACAAACAUCACACCAGAGGACCAUGGAAAAUACAAGUGUAUAUUCUACAAGGACGAAGUGUACAAGUAUAAACACGUAAAUCUGCAUGUUUGUGGCACAUCCAACAUUUCCCUGCAACAUUUCCCAGUGGGUAAUGAUGUAACAGUUUACCAAUGUAAUCUGGAGGACUGCGAUAAAGACGAAGUGAUUCAGUGGACUUUAAAUGGAACAUUAAUCGAAAAUUCAUCAAUGAAUAUCUCCGUGAAUAAUAUCACUGGCCUCUACAAGUUCAGCACCAGUCUGUCCACAAAACUGAGUUUGACCUCAAAUCCUGAAUGUACGAGGAGCAGCCUAAAGAUUCAUCAGUCUCCGCUCAGCUCUCCAAUAGACAAAUACAGAAUGUGGUUUAUAGGCAUCCCUGUGGUGUUGGUGCUUGGAUUGUCCCUGAUCGUGUGUUUCCUCUGGAAGUCUCACAGAGUGAAGGUUAAAAAUGGACAGCUUGAACGUGCAUACUCGAACUGCGGUGAAUUCCAAAAUGAAAGCGCUGUUCUCUGAGUUGUUUCUCUAUCAUCAACAUGUCAUCAUGCCCAUAUUCACUAGAGGGCAAGUUGCAUCCUGCAUCCUUCAUCACAGCAUCUUAAAGGUGAUUAUAUUCAAACAAAAAGCACAAGAAUGAUGUGUGAAAAAAUUAAAACCCUUGACGAGUGAAGCGAAUGCCACCAAUCUAUCCAUCCAUCCAUCCAACCAUUCUGUGCUUCUGGAUAACCACGUACAACCAACCUCACAUUCCCUCGGUGAUGGUACCCUCUUGCAACAGGACUCUUCCUUCUGCCAAACUUCAAACACUAAGGUGACAAAUCUUACUUGGGUGUCUCCAGAAUCCUGAGAUUUUGACCCUGUGACUUAUUUCUUUAAGAACACCACCUCUACCAACACCGCUAACGUGACCAAAGGCCUGCACUUACUCAACAAGAACAAAGAAAUUUGUUUUCUUGAGGUGGAAAAACAUUAAAGCAAAGUUUGUUCUGAUGAGGACAAUUCAUGCUUAAUGUUGCCAGGCAGGGGUUUGUGUGAGGUGGUGUCUGUGUCUUUAUAUGCCUUACACGUAUAGCUUUAGGUACUUCCUCACUGCCUUCGCCAGCAUUUCCUCAAAGCUAUCCAUCCAGCUACGUUGGACUUUCACACCACGGAAAAGUGGAAAUGAUGACUUUCUGCUUCCUACUUCUCCACAUUAACCAUGCCCACUUUAACCUUUUUGAGCAAUCACACAAUAGUUGUCGGAUACCACAAAGAAAAUAACUUCUGACUGGAUGAUGUCAAUCUCUGACAUCUCUCAAACUAGUUAUGCAAGAAACAAAUUUUUUUCAAACAACCCAGAAAGAGAGAAAAAAUGUCAUUAUUCUUGUGGAGUAUGUACACUUCUGGUCUGAAAUUGACGUACUGUGCCUGCUCUACUUGUAUUGUCAUUUAUUGAGAUUUAAAUAGAUUUAGCCUUUAAAGCCACACUAUUGAACUUUGGCAGGUUUUCACAUUGUGGCGCCUCUUAACACAGGCUGCUUUGGGUUCCAUCUUGAGCUUUCUUCAGGCAGUAAAAGUCAGCCUGACUCUUGUCUUAUCUCUUACUCUGUCACUUUCUCACUUUUGUGUCUUCGCUUCCUCGGAUAAGGUCCUCUCAGGUUUAUUUGUUGAGUCAACCAUGAUGGGCAUUGAAAAUGACCAAUGUGUUGAUAUCCAGUUUCUAGCGUGUACGUGGCGCUGUAAAGAAGAACGCUGUUAACAAGUGAUGCAUUAGAAAAAAGUCAUGAAGUUUUUGUUUUUUUAUAAAGACAAGGUUUCUUACUAGGCUAAGCAUUGAAUGAUCCUCCUCACUUUAAAAGUGUCUGCUAGAUAAGAACAUUUAAACGUACAAGCCCAAUCAAGAGAACUCAUUUUAAAAUCCAAGAACCCAGUGCUAAUUUGUGUGUGCUAAACACCUCUAGUUAUGUCCAUGUAGAAAAGUGCAACUACACAAGAAAUGGCUCACAGUUUUAAUGUUGUGGCAGGUCAGUGUAUAUCAGGGCCAGACUAAGAAAAGUUAUGGAAAAUGUUUAUAAAAAUGUUUAUAUAUUUUUUUCUAUUUUUUUUGGGGGGGGGGGGGGGUACUAUAUGUAUGACUUUUUAAAGGAGCAUUAACUCUUCUUUGACAUGAUGUAGCAAAUACCUGUUUUAAAGAUGCAUAAAAUGUACAGUGUGUGUGUUAAUAUGAUUAUGUUCUUGCAGUGUUUUCUACUUAGUUUGACAGUGUGUAAAAAUAUAAUUUGUUUAAACGUCAGUUGCAUUUCUUUUGCAAUUCUUUUUCCUUUAGUUGAAUGGUUUCUUUGAAUGUUGCUUUACCAAGUUUGUGUCCCUUCUAUAAGUCAGUUUAGGUUAAUGUAGAAAAUGUAUUAUUUAAGUUUUUUUUAAUUCAAGUAUUAUAUAUACUUAUUAUAUAUACUAAUAACUGUUAUUAAUGCCUUAUGUGUACCAAUAGACUGCCAGAGAAAGAGAUUUUGGUGAAACAUGGUAACAUGUGCUGUGCCAGAUUUUAGAUUUAGGCAAUGGAGGCAGGAAUAAAAUGUUAACAUGCUUUUUCAGGCUUAACAAAGUAUCAAAAAUGUAUUUUAUAACUCUGGUCCUGAUCUUGUUUUAUGUCACUAACUCCUUGUGUUGUUUUGUGCCCUGGCAUUACUGAAGUUUUGUUUUCAUAACACACUUAGUCAAUGGAUAGAUUCAUAAUGUGAAUUAAGCUGAGACAUAAAACCUUGUUCCUUUUUUUCUUCUUUUUUAGGGCUACAGAAAAUCUGAAAACAUUAAGCACUAUGUGAACAGGUAUAGACAGAGAAAAGUUUUCACUGCAGUCUGGUCAGACAUUUCCAUCAUUGUCAGGAUUUCAAUGUCUCGUGAUGCAGAAUUUAUCAGCAAGUUUUAAAUGACACUUGAAAAGUGCUGAACAAGUGCACAGCCACGGGAGGUUUGUAAAAUGGGUCAGCGAAGAAAAUUAGCAGCUGUGAAUACUCCAUCUCAGAGAGACUCUGCAGACACUGCUGGGGUCUGCAGCAGGAAACACAACAUCUGUAUGGUGUCUGACUUUUUCUAUCCAAAUAUGGGAGGAGUGGAAAGUCAUAUUUAUCAGCUGUCCCAUUGUCUGAUAGAAAAGGGACAUAAGGUGGUAAUAGCCACCCAUGCCUACGGUAAGAGGACGGGCAUUAGGUACUUGAACAAUGGACUGAAAGUCUACUACCUGCCCCUGCAGGUGAUGUACAACCAGUCCACAGCUACCACUUGCUUCCACAGUCUUCCACUGCUGCGCUGUGUGUUUGUCAGGGAGCGCAUCACUGUGGUGCAUGCUCACAGCUCAUUUUCUGCCAUGGCCCAUGAUGCUCUGUUCCAUGCUAAGACAAUGGGGCUAAACACAGUUUUCACUGACCACUCGCUCUUUGGCUUUGCUGACAUCAGCUCCGUCCUGACCAACAAGCUUCUGACUGUGUCACUGUGUGACACCAACCACAUUGUGUGUGUGUCUUACACCAGCAAGGAGAACACAGUUCUCCGUGCAGCUCUCAACCCAGAGAUCGUGUCUGUCAUUCCCAAUGCUGUUGAUCCCACAGAUUUCACCCCUGACCCCUGCCAGCGCCAAGAUGACAGGAUCACAAUUGUUGUCAUCAGCCGUCUAGUCUACCGUAAAGGAAUUGACCUUCUUGGUGGAAUAAUCCCGGAGCUCUGCCUCAAACAUCCUGAUCUACAUUUUCUGAUUGGUGGAGAGGGGCCAAAGAGAAUUGUGCUGGAGGAAGUGAGGGAGAAAUACCAGCUGCAUGACAGGGUGCGUCUGCUUGGGGCUCUGGAGCAUAAAGACGUGCGCAGUGUUUUGGUUCAGGGUCACAUCUUCCUCAACACCUCGCUGACUGAAGCAUUCUGUAUGGCCAUCGUAGAGGGAGCCAGUUGUGGACUGCAGGUGGUUAGCACUCGUGUGGGUGGUAUUCCUGAGGUGCUACCUGAGGACUUGAUCACGCUGUGUGAACCCACAGUUCGCUCAUUGUGUGCUGGUUUGGAAACAGUAAUUGCCAGACAGCGGUCUGGAUCUGUCUCUACCCCCGCCUCCAUCCAUGCUCGUGUAAGAAAUCUUUACACCUGGAAAAACGUUGCAGAGAGGACUGAAAAAGUGUAUGACCGAGUGGCUGGAGAAGAGGUUCUUCCCCUGGACAGGCGGUUGCGGAGGCUGAGGACUCACUGCGGCCCCGUGGCUGGCUCCAUUUUUGCCUUUGUAGCUGUGUUAGACUUUCUCUUCCUACUGCUUCUGCAGUGGUUGGUGCCAGAUCGGGACAUGGAUGUUGCUGUUGAUGCCACCGGCCCGCACGGACGGUGGAGAAGGGAAAUGAGCGGGAAAAAUGAAGCUCAUUCAAAAUGUGCCACAAAGCGAGCAGCAGAAACGGCAACAGCGUCAUAGUAAUGACUUUGUACCCCUACUUCAACUUCAGAUGCUGAAACUUCAGCAUGUUUAUGGUGCCGACAGACGUUUUGAACAUUACUUAAUGCUGAAUGUCAUCAAGGUAACCACCAGCCCUGUUUUCAUGUACUUAUCUAAAGGGACCUUGUGUAAAAGUAUUUUAUCUGGUGUUCCUUGAGAGUUAAGAUGCACUUUUUCAUAUUUUCUGCUCAACAGCACUGAACAUAAGGAGGAAAUGGUCAAUUGUAAUGUAGCUGGGAACAAAACUGCAGUAUCUUAACUUCUGUUAUCAGCGGACCUCAUAGUUUGGCUUAUAAAAUUCACUGUUUUUCUUAAGCUGCAUAUCCGAACAAAGUUUUAUUUGAAUGAUACUUCACUGUUAUUUUUAUGUUACAUAUUUAUGUGCAACUUGUGAGUUAUGACUUUUAGAAAAUCAAAUCUGGAAAAUAAACUAUACUUGCAAAUA